This is a messenger RNA of Nestor notabilis (Kea), 342 nucleotides long. Its product is annotated as FERM and PDZ domain-containing protein 4-like. The record is from RefSeq and is a predicted model, not a curated record. The annotation marks the transcript as partial. Gene Ontology annotation, molecular function: protein binding. NCBI's taxonomy places the organism in Eukaryota, Metazoa, Chordata, Aves, Psittaciformes, Psittacidae. The transcript has 3 exons.
UCACAUGACACAAUCAGCCACAUUUGAAGACCCUCGAAUAGAGAACUGCCAAAUAACCCCUCCAGCCCCUCGGAAAGUGGAAAUGAGGAGGGAUCCUGUGCUAGGAUUUGGGUUUGUGGCUGGUAGUGAAAAGCCAGUUGUUGUACGCUCAGUAACACCAGGAAAGAAGGUCUUCCCCCUGCUACAUUUAUAUUGGUUUGAUGUCACCUUCAUUGCCAUUGAAUCAGUGCUUUCAAGAGGCGGCCCCUCUGAAGGAAAGCUUAUACCAGGGGAUCAGAUCAUAAUGAUUAAUGAUGAGCCAGUCAGCACUGCUCCAAGGGAGAGAGUCAUCGACCUUGUCAG